CGCCAUAUUGGAGUCUGUUUCCCUGGAGCUCGAGUGGGUUUGUACCGGAGUGAACCGGGAGUGGGAUCGGAGCGGAGCUGGGGAUGAGCUGUGCCGAGGAGAAACAAGUUGCCGCCCGGCGGAAGAAGAACAAACGGGGAGCGGCGAACGGCGCCGUGGUCCCGGGAGAGAGCCGCAGUCCCAGUCCGGCGGAGGAGGUGCUGAGGCCGCUGCAGAGCGAGCAACCGCGAACGGGGAUGGAGCCGGAGCCUGGCCCAGGCCCAGGCUCAGGCUGGAGCGGGGAGCAGCCAACCCUUACUGUCCACCAGCCAGCAAAGGACUGUUGUUUGUUGUGCCAUCAUGAACGCAAGGACUGGGGAACUCAACAGAAUGGGAUUGUAGAUCUAAAGAAGUUGGCACUUUCACUACCUGCAUUAACUCAUGGUGGUCUUGAACGGGUGCCUCUCUGGAUAUGCCAAGCAUGUCAAAGACGAGUAGAGGAGGAGCAGCAGCGGGCUAUCUGUGAACAGACCCUAAUGGUGGGACAAGAUGAAUGUCAGACGCAUAAAGAAGGAGUGGCUGAUGACUCAGUGAGAACAAUGGCAGAAGGGGAUGGCAUUGCCAAUCCGCACAGAUCAACAGAAAAAAGUCACCAUUCGACAGUCCACUGCUGCCACCAGGUGCACAGGCAGACAUUAUCAUCCAGUAAUACUCAUCAACAGCUGCAGCAACUUCAGCCAUGCACAGCCACUCCUAAUGGCACAUGUACAAAGGAAUCGAGCAAUGUAACUAGUGACUGCUGCUCAAGAUCGCCCUCCUGUGUCUCUGUAAAAACCAAUUCUGUUCAAUGUAAGAACGUGUCCAGAAGGCCAACGCCACCAGGUGGAGAGUUCCAUUGCUCUGAAGACCACAGGUAUUCUGUCUUAGCGGCACCACCCAACAGUCCCACUGGCUUGUCCUCCCAUCAGCAUCCUCUUACAGCGUCAAAGUCUCCUCAAGUUAUUACUGAGCCAACGGUUUCCAUUCAUCAACAUGAACAUGCAACUUCUACAAUGUCGUGUACCGUGCCCCAUAGCACUGUAACCUCCACUGAUUCUAAUCGGAGAUCAUCCAUGAUAUCUGGUAUUCCACAGGUUCUGCCUCAUGUCCCCCUGACUUCUACAGUUGCUGUGACAACUGCUGCAUCUCCGGAUGUGUCUUUGAUUUCAAAAACUUCAGCUGCUGCUUCUACAGGUGUGCUUGUGACCCCAGUGCCUCCAAGUGCUAACCCUCAUAUUUCUAACAGUGGGUUAUCUUCUUUCCCGAAGUCUACAACAGCUGGCCCUAUUUGCGCUAGUCACUACAAUGGAGCUUGCCCAGUAACAGCAUCACCAAACCCAGCUGCUCCAGGCAGUGGCAUCUGCAGGGACCAAUCAUGUAAGAGUCAUCUGUGCACAAAUGAAACUGCCUACAGCCCCACACAGAUGCACAAUGCAGAUGAAAGUCUGGAAGAAGAUGAUAGCUGUUCCGAGCACAGUUCGUGUACAUCUCACACUGCCAAUCAGAAGGAAGGAAAAUACUGUGAUUGUUGCUAUUGCGAGUUCUUUGGUCAUGGACCGCCUCCUGCAGCUCCAACAAGUAGAAAUUACACAGAAAUCCGGGAGAAGCUAAGGACGCGGCUGACGAAACGCAAAGAGGAACUCCCGCAAAAAUCAAGCAAUGGCUCGAUCCGGGAACCACCAGUAGAUGACAGGAAUGUUGAAGAUCUGUUAAACUACAUCAACAGUUCAGAACAGAAACCAGUCAACAGUGCCAAAGCAGCCAAAAGAGCAAGGCACAAGCAGAAAAAGCAGGAGAAAGCCCGUUCUGAGGUUUGUGACCAAAGAUCAGAGAAACCAUGUCCAUCUACAAUGCAUAUACAGGGUCUGGAAAAGGUUUCUGCACUAAAUCAACACAUCCAAGAGGGGAUAGAAGAAAAAGUCUUGAUAUUCAACCAGCAUGUCCAAGAGGAUAUAGAGGACAAAGUUUCAAAGCUCAACCAGCAUAUUCAAGACGAUAUAGAAGAGAAACUAAAUCAACAAGAGUUAUGGCAUCAGGUGGAGUUGCAGAGAGUGAGCAGCAUCUUAACGACCAGAUUGGAACAGCUUAAAGAUCGAAUCAGAGAUUCCAUCAAAGCAAACUUCAGCCUAUGUGAUCUGCCCAAGGAUGACUUUCCAGAACUGACAUCUGUGGAAAAGGGUUUACUGAUAGACAGCAAUGGCAUCAUGGAUAAAGAAGAGACAAAAAUAUUAGACCAUCAGAAACUCAAUUUGAACUUGUCCUUAACAACAUCGGGAGUUGUGCAGAAUCACUUGUUGAAUGGAAAUAAACAUGCGGUCGUCACAAAUCGAGAGCACAAUGGCUCUGAUAUGGUUUUGUUGGAAAACUCAUUGGGAAAGAAAUCAAAGGGUGGCUGUUCAUUAUCUUCAAAGCCUGAUAAUAUUUCCACACACCGACUAGAAGAUGCUGGUGCAGUGGUACUGCAUAAACCAGCUGCAGAGUCAAAAAUGGCACAGCAGAUGUCAAGAAAUGGGAAACAACCAAGACAGCCUAAGCAACAGACUUCUGAGGAGACCAAGGGCAAAAAUGUGGUUUCAAGAAAAGAUCAUGAACACUCCACAGCGCCAAAGGUGCAGAGUUCCAAACAGCAUGCAGUUCCUGCCAAACACAAGACAAACCAGAAUCAUGAUGGCAAGCCAGCAGAGGCAUCAAAAACCAUGACUGCCAAAUGUGAUGACUCCAAGCAAAGCAAGUGGAAAGGAGUUGGUAUUCUUUGCAGCUCUGAAACUAGUGAAGACAAGAAAGGUAAUCCUAAAUAUUCAAAUAAUGAGAAGGUGGAAGGAUCUGAAACUAGAGGAGUCAAAGAAGAGCAACAAACGACAACUGACGUCUCUCAGCCAAAAAGUAAGAACAAGAAAGGAAAAAAGAAAAAACACGACAAGUCCAACAAUUGCGUCGUUCAGAGAACUGAUGAAUAUUCUGAAGGGCAAGACUGUAUGCUGACAUCCUCUGACACUCCAAAGCCCAAACAAAGCGAUGAUGUGUUUCUUCCCAAGGACAUAGAUCUUGAUAGCGUGGAAAUGGAUGAAACAGACCGUGAAGUGGAACAUUUUAAGAGGUUUUGUCUUGAUUCUGCCAAGCAGACUAGGCCAAAGGUCUCGGUAAAUUGGUCUAACUUCAGUCUGAAAAAGGGUCCAAGUACAGCUCAUUGAAGAUUGCACCACACCUUUGCCUGAAGAAAACUGGAAUUAUCCUGCAGUUAACACAUUCCUUAUUUUAAUGAGUAUUGGCCUGUCCUCCCCAACUCAAAGCAAUUUGCUGUGAUCUGUAAACAACAUGCUGUGAUCCACAACCAGUGCCUUAACCAGAAGAAGUGCACAUUUCUAACUGGGUGGCACAAUUAUUUCUUGGGUUGGUUUGUUGUGCUUUAUGGUCAUUGUGAGAAAUUAUUUGUCAAUAGUGUUGACAACAGUGGAGCAAUUCUGAAUUUCAGUAGAAACAAUAAUACAAUUUUAUAGAUGGACAAUUGAUUUUUCUUAAAUGUUUUUUCUCUUGGUUGGGUGGGGGGCAAACGAGAGAUGAAAUAUAGGGUUGGGUAUUAUUUCUGUCAAAGCUGAGACAAGGCAAACAAAUUUUGUGGCACUUAUCAAAAGGAUUAAACUUAUCUCUUGUACAUGCGGACUGUUAUUAAACUGACUUUUAAAGGAUCUUGUACUCUUAAUUAUAAGCAAAACAAGCAAGUAUAAAGAUCAAAUAAAAUAUUUCACUACUCAAAUUUUGCACUGCCAUGAGUGAAGCUUUACCUCUCAUCCUGUGACAAGGACAGUAUCCAGUAAAUGCUGUCUUGGAAAUAUUCUGUGGGAAGCGAAAUAAAGGUGUCUAUAAACAUAGUUGUCACCUACUCCAUGGUAAACGAUGCAGCAAAAAUAACAAUUCAUGUCUUUGGCUUUUCUGUAAUAAACUGAGAGAAUAAGUAAUGUGCUUUUUUGAUAUCACAGAUUAUCUUCCCACAAGUCUGAGAUGUUUGUAUAACAUUUGUAGAACUCAAAGUAAAUCGAUGGUAAACUAAGUUUCUCUUAUUACUUUCAAAACUGACAUCUAGGUUAGAGUGUACAGCCUGUUUUCCUGAAUAAGUAUAUAAACAAGUCUGUAAAACUUCUGAGUUGAAUCUUGGUUGUGGAACAAUAAAAUUUGCUGUAGUCCCCAUUAAAACAAACAACUCAAGAUAACUUUGAUGGAAAAUACCCUUCCUUUUUUUGUCUUUCAAUAUAUUACCCAGCUGUAUCGAUGACAGCAGUUAAUUGAGAACCCACAUAGCGUUCUAUAAGGAAAUGUGUCGUGAGGCUAAUAGCAUUGUAGUUAAUUGUGCAAAGUGCUCAUUAUUAGUUGGUGUUAUAUAGUUAAAUUGGAAGCCUUACUUCAGCUUUUAUCUCUAUUUAAAAGCCCUCUUUCUUCCUAAUAGCAAUACCAAAUUCAGAAGUGCUAGUCCCCCGAUUAUAAUGGUUUGAAAAAAAAUUUGGCAAAGGACCAACAUGGGCCGUCAGUCUAUUUGGAGCACAAAUUUCUGAUCAUUGUUAUCUGUUGCAUUGAAAACCAGCAAUACUCAUAAGUAACUUUGGUUUUGGCCUAAAAGUCCAAUGUACCAAUGGGGUUGCAAAUUAUGAGAAAGUAUGGAAGUGAAAUGUGAAGUCUUUCGAAGAAGUAUUUGCAUUUACCAUUUUCGAUUACAGCGUGGGAGUAAUAUAACGUAUCGUACCUAAUGGAACCAUCCACUCGGGUGAACUGCAGUGCUGUUCUCACACAGCAGAUUAAUUAGACAGUGAUCAGACACUUUGAUUAGAAACCCGUUUAAACUAUAUUAAGCCCAAGUGCUGAGUUUGUCUGUCAACAAUUGAGCACACUUAAUCUAAUUUUGAAUGUUUCUAUGCUAAAAUUAAUUUGAAAUUUAAUUCUUAUUUUUAAAAACUAAUCCAAUUUCUUGAAUUGCUGCCACAUCCUAUCCAAGAAUCCUAGGGCUACACAGUGGUUAGCACUGCUGCCUCACGGUGCCAGGGAUCUGGAUUGAUUUCUCUCUGUGUGGAGUUUUCACAUUUCUCCACGUGUUUUGUGUGGGUUUACUCUGGAUGCUCCAGUUCCCUCCCACAGUCAAAGGUGUGCAGGUUUAGAUGGAUUGGCCAUGCUAAAUUGGCCACAGUGACCAGAGAUGUGCAGGCUAGGAGGAUUGCCCUUCGGAAAU
Hemiscyllium ocellatum (epaulette shark) is the source of this 5233-nucleotide messenger RNA. RefSeq names its product family with sequence similarity 193 member B (gene fam193b). The coding region runs from base 84 to 3209 and encodes 1041 amino acids. Lineage: Eukaryota; Metazoa; Chordata; Chondrichthyes; Orectolobiformes; Hemiscylliidae. The record is from RefSeq and is a predicted model, not a curated record. The transcript has 11 exons.